AAUUAUAACCAAACUCGAAGCGAUCUUGUACAAUCAGGUGUUUUAUAUCGGGUUGAAUUGCCAGUUAGUCAGGAUGGAUUACGAAGACCUCUUCCCUGAUAUUUCGCCCAUGGACGAAAUUUUGGAAAGGGAUUUUACCAGCAACGUUUGCAGUUCCAACUGGUCGCAGAGCCAUAGUUUGGGAGACCUUGUCAGCGAUGAUAUGGAGAAUUUAUUUUUGCAAACGAGACUGAAUCUAGACGGGUUCGACUCUGCGUCCACCAUUAACAGCGAGCCUUCAAGUCCGCAGAAUUUUCAAGACUACAGCGAACUUUUAACUGACGAUGAUCUAAUGAAGUUGUCAAUACGAGAUCUCAACCGACGGCUGAAAAAACUACCCAAAGCUGAGGCUCACAAGAUCAGAAAGCGAAGAAGGAGUUUGAAAAACCGAGGCUAUGCCACGAGUUGUCGACAGAGGCGAACAGCAUUAAAGGAAAGCCUCGAAAUACAAAACCAACGCUUGAAAGCACAACUGCGCGAGGCAAAAGAAAGCCUUUGCACUGCAGUCAAGGACAGAGACAUGUACAAGACGAAAUUUGAACAACUAAACAAGGUUUUUAGUGCGUACACGCAAACAGCAUCAUCCUGAGGAAACAAUAUUUGAAACUGUGAAUGUUAAACUUCACUCAGUUGAUUUGGGUUGAUGCAGGCUGAAAGACUGAGCAUGAAUGGCCAAGCUCCAGCUAGCAAAGUGGCAGUGAAUUCAAAUGUUACUCAGAGGCCAGAAUGACUGUUCAUUUAUAAUUUCACUGUUCAGGUAAUUGAAAACGAUUUGCCCUUUUACACUACAAUUAUACACAUUUGAGUCUUGUAUUUCAUGACCGAGGGAGGUAAAUACCUUGAUCAUGGUCGCCUUGUAUAUGUAUGUACAACUUGCAUAUAUUCUUCACAUAAUUAAGUUGUUUACGCCAGCCGAAACUCGCUGUGUAGUUUACAAUAGUCAAGAACAGAGACAUGUGUAAGAAAUGUUUUCAAUUUGUCAAUCCAGAUUUCUGUAUAAAUCUGUAUCGAUCGGCACAGUCCAUCUUAGCCAGUCGUGGAAUUAUUUUUCUGUAAAAUAUUUUCUACAGCGCCAGGAGAGUGUUCCCAAUUUCCCUGAGUCAGUUACAUGAAGUCCUGCGACAUAAUAAUCGAUGUUUUUCUGCAUUCAUGUAAUCGAUGGUUUUCACGAAAAUGUUAUUUAUAGGUUUUGUCUCUGUCAAAGUGAGUUUAUAUGCAGGGCAACUCGACUGUCAAAGUUAUUUAAAUUAAUUGUUAUUACAUCUAUGAGCAAAAUUGUACAAAAUAUCACGCCAAAGAAAUAGAAAUAUGUGUAUUGAAAUUACAAUCUGGAAAA
Messenger RNA from Orbicella faveolata, 1375 nucleotides. RefSeq names its product transcription factor MafK-like. Gene Ontology annotation, biological process: regulation of transcription by RNA polymerase II. Gene Ontology annotation, molecular function: DNA-binding transcription factor activity, RNA polymerase II-specific; RNA polymerase II cis-regulatory region sequence-specific DNA binding. The record is from RefSeq and is a predicted model, not a curated record. Gene Ontology annotation, cellular component: nucleus. Lineage: Eukaryota; Metazoa; Cnidaria; Anthozoa; Scleractinia; Merulinidae.